AUGCAGAACUCACUUCUUCACGAGCUAGUUGUUGGAACUCCAAUCAUAUAUGACCAGUUUCAAAAAUCAGAUAACAGAUGCUUACUUGAUUACGCCUCUCAUCAAUGUCAAUAUCCAUCCAAACAUCAAAGCAUAUGUAGAGCAAGUUCUAACCAAAAGAAGCGCAGCAGGAAGGCCGAUAGUAAUUCUGAAAUUUCAGUGGGACUAGGGUCAAACAUAUCAGAAACUAUUAAAAGGAAGUUGAGCUUAGGGGCUCGAAUUCUUCAAAUGGGUGGAGUGGAGAAAGUGUUGAUGAAGUAUUUCAGUGUGAUGGAGGGGGAGAGGUUAUUGAAAGUUUGCCAUUGUUAUCUGUCCACCACAUCUGGCCCUCUAGCUGGCUUCCUCUUCAUCUCAACUGAAAAGGUUGCCUUUUGCAGUGACAGAUCCAUAAAAGUCUUUAAUCAGAAAGGGCAAAUGUGUAGGAUCCGCUAUAAGGUUUCAAUUCCAGUGAAGAAGAUAAAGAGUGUGAGGCAAAGUGAAAAUGUUGAGAAGCCAAGACACAAGUAUAUAAAUAUAGUUACAGUUGACAAUUUUGAUUUCUGGCUUAUGGGCGUAUCCAAAUAUCAUAAAACUUAUAAAUAUCUGGAGCAGACAAUUUCUCAAGCAGAGAUGAUAUACAGCAAGUAA
Lathyrus sativus (Indian pea) is the source of this 666-nucleotide messenger RNA. The record is from the annotation of a GenBank genome assembly. NCBI's taxonomy places the organism in Eukaryota, Viridiplantae, Streptophyta, Magnoliopsida, Fabales, Fabaceae.